Messenger RNA from Lathyrus sativus (Indian pea), 765 nucleotides. The record is from the annotation of a GenBank genome assembly. NCBI's taxonomy places the organism in Eukaryota, Viridiplantae, Streptophyta, Magnoliopsida, Fabales, Fabaceae.
AUGGAAAUGGAAGAUUUUGAUUGGGGUUAUGAUAUACUUGGUGAUCACACUAAUGGUUUUCAAGUAAACAGUGGUGUUAAUGGAAAUGGGUAUGGUUCAUCUUUCUCUCUGGUUUUGGAUAGAGAGAGAGGAAUGCUUGUGGAAACACCUGCUAAAAUGGAACAAAAGGGUGUGUCUACUGAGAGAACCGCUGAAGCUUUGAAGAAUCACAGCGAUGCAGAGCGAAGAAGAAGAGCGAGAAUUAAUUCACAUCUCGAUACACUUCGCAGCGUCAUUCCAGGUGCUUUGAAGAUGGACAAAGCAUCGUUACUCGGUGAAGUUAUUCGACAUUUAAAAGAGGUAAAAAGAACCGCAACACAAGCGUGUGAAGGUUUAGUGAUACCGAAGGACAACGAUGAAAUAAGUGUUGAAGAACAAGAAUGUGGAUUCAAUGGUUUUCGUUAUUCAAUUAAAGCAUCACUGUGUUGUGAGUAUCAACCUGGAUUAUUGUCUAGUAUAAGACAAGCACUGGAGGCUCUUCGUCUCGUAAUCGUGAAGGCAGAUAUUGCGACUUUUGGUGGAAGAAUGAAGAAUGUGUUUGUUGUAAUUAGUUGUGAGGAACAGAAUUUUGAUGAUGCUGAAUACAGACAGUUUCUUGCUGGUUCUGUUUAUCAAGCUCUUAAGUCUGUGGUUAGUAGAUUUUCUGUUUCACAGGAUAUGUUAGGAGCUAGAAAAAGAAGGAGGGUUUCUAUUUUCAGUUCUUCAUCUUUGGAAGAUUUCUUAUAA